AUGGCCUGCUGUACCACUAGCUUCUGUGGAUUUCCCAGCUGCUCCUGUUGUGGGAACUGUGGCUCCAGCUGCUGCCAGCCAAGCUGCUGCCAACCAAGCUGCUGCCAGCCGAGCUGCUGCCAGACCAGCUGCUGCCAGCCAAGCUGCUGCCAGACCAGCUGCUGCCAGCCGAGCUGCUGCCAGCCGAGCUGCUGCCAGCCAAGCUGCUGUGGAACCAGCUGCUGCCAGCCAAGCUGCUGUGGAACCAGCUGUGGCACUGGUGGUGGCAUUGGCUGUGGCCAGGAAGGUGGCUGUGGAGCUGUGAGCUGCCGUGUCAGGUGGUGCCGUCCAGACUGCCGCGUGGAGGACACCUGCCUGCCCCCUUGCUGCGUGGUGAGCUGCACACCCCCAACCUGCUGCCAGCUGCACCAUGCCCAGGCCUCCUGCUGCCGCCCAUCCUACUGUGGACAGUCCUGCUGCCGCCCACUCUGCUGCUGCUACUGCUGCCCACCCACGGGCUGUGAGUCUACCUGCUGCCAGCCUACCUGUUAA
Messenger RNA from Galeopterus variegatus (Sunda flying lemur), 531 nucleotides. Its product is annotated as keratin-associated protein 1-3-like. NCBI's taxonomy places the organism in Eukaryota, Metazoa, Chordata, Mammalia, Dermoptera, Cynocephalidae. The record is from RefSeq and is a predicted model, not a curated record. The coding region runs from base 1 to 531 and encodes 176 amino acids. The transcript has 2 exons. Gene Ontology annotation, cellular component: keratin filament.